Messenger RNA from Cornus florida, 1851 nucleotides. RefSeq names its product exocyst complex component EXO70A1-like. Gene Ontology annotation, biological process: exocytosis. Gene Ontology annotation, cellular component: exocyst. NCBI's taxonomy places the organism in Eukaryota, Viridiplantae, Streptophyta, Magnoliopsida, Cornales, Cornaceae. The record is from RefSeq and is a predicted model, not a curated record. Gene Ontology annotation, molecular function: phosphatidylinositol-4,5-bisphosphate binding. The transcript is spliced from 3 exons. The coding region runs from base 1 to 1851 and encodes 616 amino acids.
AUGGUUUUCAAAUUCUUAAAAUUCCGUAGAAGUAAAACAUGUUGUGCCUUGGAAUUAAUAUUGAGUUGGGGUUCUACUAUAACUGGAGCGGCCAAAGAAGGAAGUAUCUUCAAAGGAGAUCGCUCCAAAUCUGAUCAGUAUUUGCACGCCGUUGAUGAGAUUCAACUAUGGACAGAGUCGGCCACCAUCUUAGACAACCAGAUCAAAGCCAACACCGUUAUUCAGAUCGCCAUGGCUCGGCUUGAGAGCGAGUUUCAGAACAUCUUGAUCAGCCUCACCACUCCAAUCACUACUUGCAAGCACGGACCCAAGCGCCCCCUCUCAAAUUAUUUUUCAACUCUGUCACUGCCAAUGACAACCAAUUUAGAGGCUUAUCCAAGGUCUUCAACUUAUUCGAGUUCAAGAACUACCGAUCCGAGGUCAUCAACAUUUUCGAGUUCAGUAACUUAUAGUACUAAUCUUUACCAAAAAACAAGAAUAACUGAUAGUACUACUGGCUUUGAAGAUUAUAACUAUGUAGAGUUCAGUACGAAGUUCAAACAAUCCAUAGAUGAUCUGCGGAGCAUUGCAGUGAGAAUGAACUUCGCAGGACAUCUUCCUAAGUGCAUUGAGGUGUACCAGAAUGCACGCAAGCUUCGUAAAAUGGAUUGGAAAGCAUUGGAAGAGAAAGGGAGACAGUGGAUACGAGCUGCAAAGAUUUGUGUCACCAAUCUCUUUGCAAGCGAGAAGAAACUCUCUGAGCAAAUCUUUGGAGGUCUUGGAACUCAUUCAGAUGAUGAAUGUUUUGUGGAGGUCGUUAAAGACCAUGCAAUUCAGCUAUUCAAAUCAGGGGAAGCCAUAAGCAUCUGCCUUGGUGCUCCAUCAAGGCGCCCUCAGAAGUUCAAAAUUUUAGACCUCCACGACCAGUUUUCGAAAAUUUUGCCUGAUCUUGACGUUGUUUUUCAACUGAAAUCAUUAGAAUGUAUUCGAACUCGGGCUGCCGGGAAUGGGAUGCUGCCUCUGGCCCUCUGCUUGCUGAGGCUAAAAGAGGUGUUCUACCGGAAUUUUGAGAAUAGUGUGCUUCUUGAGCAGUCGAGCUCUCAGGAUCAAAGAGGUAGAAUUAACACCUUGACAACAUAUGUCAUGGCUUAUGUUACUCGGAUCUCUUCAUACAAGGAAACACAAACUGAAUUGAUCAUAACAAAGCAGUCAAAGAAAGAAGAUAUGAGGAAUUCAGGUGAUCUGACAAUUCCAGAUAUGACAUUGGAUGAACUUGAGGGGCGAACUCCGUUGGUGGUACAUCUGAUUUGCAUCAUUGAAAUUUUACAGUUCAAGUUGGAGGAUAAAUCAAAGUGCUACAAGGAUACCUCAUUGGCUCAAUUUUUUCUAAUGAACAAUGUUCAGUACAUCGCUCAAAAAGUCCAAGAGCACCCGAAAUUGGGUGACAUGAUUGGCAACGAUUACCUGGAGAAGUUAACUGAAAAUGUCAGGCUACUUAUGGCUGGCUAUCUCAAAUCAACAUGGGGGAGGGUCACCUAUUGUCUGAGAGAAGAGGGACUCAAAGCAACCCAGAGUCUUUUUUCUGGGGUGUCAAAGAGUCCGUUGAAAGAGAGGUUGAAAACCUUCAAUGCUACAUUUGAAGAGGUUCAACAAACUCAAGCAAGAUGGGUGGUACCAAACAUCCAACUUCGAAAGAAGCUUCGCCUUUCAAUAUUGGAGGAACUCAUUCCGGCCUACAUCUCCUGCGUCAAGUUGUUCAAGAACCAUAUAGGGAGUGAAGAUCACCUAGAGAAAUUCAUUAGGUACUCAGUUGAGGACCUUAACACUGCAGUGUCUAAUUUCUUUGUGGGCAUUGUUGAGGUUCAAAUCUGA